Nasonia vitripennis (jewel wasp) is the source of this 1828-nucleotide messenger RNA. RefSeq names its product interferon-inducible double-stranded RNA-dependent protein kinase activator A homolog B-like. The transcript is spliced from 3 exons. Bases 332 to 1363 code for a protein of 343 amino acids. The record is from RefSeq and is a predicted model, not a curated record. Lineage: Eukaryota; Metazoa; Arthropoda; Insecta; Hymenoptera; Pteromalidae.
CGUGUUCGUUCAAACAUUUUUCGCGUCAGCUCCUGUACAGCAGCACGAAGCUAUAAGUACCUAUAUAUAGAUAUAGUAGGGCUUCUCGGGCGCCGGGCGGUGAUUCGUCAAAAUCUUGCGAGCGCGACACUCGUACAUACAUACGAGCAGAAAGAAAGGAAAACAAAGACUUGUCAGAGUGAGACUGUUAAUUCCACGUGCGACGCUGACCGAGUGCCAUCGCGAGAGAGAGAGACCGGGUGCUUAGCUUCCUAGUGUUUAUCAGUCAUCAGGGUAAGUAUGUUUUCUACUUCUGCUGCUGCGUUAUUGGCUAUCAAAUCUGUGGGUCUAAAUGCUCACGAGAGAAGGCAUAAGUAUUUUUGGAUAUAGAUUGCGAUUAAAUACUGUCACAAUGGCCGUGGAAAAAAAUCCUGUGACCAUACUACAGGAGAUGGAGGCAAAGAUUGGGUCAGCGCCUAUCUACGAACUGUGUCCCAGCGAACUCUUGACUGUUCCACCAAUAUUCACGUUCAAAGUUUCAUGCAAUGGUCUUACAGCCUAUGGUUCAGGCAAAUCUAAAAAGGAUGCCAAACAGAAUGCUGCCCAAAACAUGAUUGAAAAAAUGGGUCAACGCAAUAUUGUGAUGAAACCAGCUGCAGCUGCAUCUGCACGAGAUAACUCAAUUCAAGAAUUAAUGAAACUUUGUAAUAAGCUUCAGUUAGAAGAACCUAUUUAUAAGGAAUUAGAGAGAACAGGUCCCCCUCAUGCUCCAGUCUAUUCAACUCUGUGCACGGUGUCUAAGUUUCAACAAGAUGGCACUGCUAGGACAAAAAGACAAUCCAAACAAAUUGCUGCUAGGAAGAUGAUAGAUCAGCUUAAAGAUACUUUCAGUCUUGCUAGCUCACCCCCGGACAAUGGCAACAAGCGAAUUAAAAGAAUGGUCAUGGACGAUAACGCAAACACUAUAGACUUUUCUCAAGUAAAUGCAAUUGAUCAAGCAUCGAAACUAAAAAUCAAUUAUCAAUUGAAAAUGGAAAAUAAACGCAAGGAGUUGUUUAAGAACCUUAGCAGUUCUUCUGUCACCUUCACCAUUCUUCUGUCAAACUUGCAAGAAAUGAGUGAUUUAAUUCAAGAAUGUCAAUUGAACUGCAGUAGCCAAAAAAUCACUAAACUGAAGCAAAUGUUUCAAAAUGUCAUGGACACAGCCAAAAUAGAUUUUCAUCAUAUGCUGUUGCAAACUGCUGAUCCUGCAACGUUUAUGUUGAUUAUUCAAUUGAAUAUAGUUCCAGAUGUUAUAGAGAUGAGUAUUGGUAAAACAAGGGAAGAAGCUGAGUGGCGAACAAUAAGCAAGGUAGUAGGCAGUCUCAAGGAGCUUUUGAACUGAUUGACAUUUAACGAUGUGGAUAAAAAGGUGAUUAUUGUAGUUCAUUAGAAAAAUUAUUUCUAACAUUGCAUAUAUUUAUAUUUAAAUAAUCUAGAGAAAAUCUUUUAAAGAUAUCAAGUUUUAUUAAAAUAUUUUUUAUUUAAGCGAUUUGUAUUGUGGAUCAAUACAGUAUUUGAUAGGUAAAUAGCGAUUACCUGGUUAAACGAAAUCCAAAUAUUUUGUACCGCAUUAAAAUUUGAAUAGUUUAAUACUUCUGAAAAAUGUUAUAAAUUUUCUAGCAAUAAGUUUCAUUGUACAUUUUUUUUUUCUUACGAUGACUAAAAACUACUCUGUGUUAAUAAUGAUGAUUUUAAAAAGGGAUGAGGAUUAUUUAAAAUCGAAGAACUAAUUCAGUUUGUUUUGAUGGAUGUUUACGAAAUUGAUUUGACUGUAAUUUACUCUAAUAAAAAUGGAUUGUGCAAGAUA